AUGAGUUUAUUAUCUCCCUGGGGCAAUAAUUACUUAAAUAUGUGUCUAAGUAUUCAAUGUCACCGAGUAAGAAAGCAUACAAAGUGGUAUAGAUUUUGGGAUUUAAGACCAAAUUUUGUGUAUAACAGUAUAAAUGGUAAUGAGAGGCUAGUUCAAUGCGCAGAUUGUACUGGGUUUUUAAAAAAGGGGACUCUAUUUGGUGGGUUGUCAAUAUGUACACCAGAACAAUACGGAGGUGAAUUUGUUACACCAAAGGGGUGGGUAACUCUUGCCUCUGCAUCUGUACCAUUAAAUAGAGUUAUAAAAAAGAAGAGUUCAAUAGAGUUAAUACCAAGUGACUGGAAAUUUUAUGAUGAUAAAGCUACAACUACACUAAAUUUGGGUUUAUGUAGUGCAUUUGAUAAUAAGCGGACUUUAAUUGAAUUAUCAAUAGUAGUUGUAUUAGCUAAUAUUGGUAGUAUUACUAAAGAAACACCUAGACAUAGGAAGUGGUUUGGAUUAGUUGAUGAUUCAAUAAAUGUAAGAAUCACUACUAUAAAUACUGAACACUCAAAAUAUGAAGAAUUGGGUGAGAAUGAAUAUGAUAAACAUAAUAAAUAUCAUAAAUAUAAAAUUCCGGAUAAAUCACUUGGUGCUGAAAAAUUACCAAGGACCUGGCAAUUAAGUAAGGGUCAUGCUUCAAUGUACUCAUCUUCUGAUGUAAUACAACUUGGAUACUCUGGAAAAAUACACCCUAAUCAGAUAAUACAAGUGAUAUUAACAUGCAAUAAUGAUAUAAUGAACUGCAAUAUUAAAGAUUUCAUAUCUUGCUUUAGUGUAAUGUGUAGGCCAAUUACAACAGAUGAACUUAUACUCGAAGCUGCUGAGAAGAGUGCACAAAAUUACAUUUCAAAAUCCAUUGCUACUGGAAAUGUAAUUUUUCAAGGUAAUUUAAUACAAAAUACACCCCCUAAACCUCAAAUGAGAUUUUUUAAUCAGAAUAAUAUGCAUCAAGCAACUAUAGGUAAUAAUUCAUUAAUAGUUGCCUCUUCAACAAUAAAUGCAGGUCCCAAACAAUCUCAGCAGUUGUCAAAAAUUGGAGUGGAAUCUUCUAAAGGAGUUAAAAUACAGCCAUUUACUUAUAAAGUUGGUGGGUUUUUGGAUAAACAGCAAAUAGGAGCUAGGAAUUAUAAUCAAAUAGUACAGCAACCUAAACUAACUCUUAAACAAGAAUUAGUAACUCAGAAUAAUCCAAAUAUUAUAAAGAAUUUGUCAGUAGUAGCUGAUAAACAUGUUUUGAUAGGAAAUCCAUAUGUUACUCAAAAUAAACAAUCUAUAACAGUUGAUAAGAAACCUAACAAUAUUCAAGCUGUGACUAAGAAACAAAGGAUUAUACAAAAACAGCCAAUUGCCACUAAUAAAACGGCCUUAACUAAGAAAUUAGUACUUUUACAAAGUCUUCCUAUUAUAGUUGAAAAGAAGCCUGCAAUUGUAGUAGAUAAGAAACAACCUAUUGUAAUUGAGAAGAAACCUUCCAUUUUAGAAAAGCAAGAGAAACCUAUAACUGAGAAUAAAUCAGUUAUUUUGCAGAAGCACCCUAUUAUGGUUCAGAAUUUGGUUGUUGAAAGGAAACAACCACUUAUAUUUGAAAAGAAAACUUUAAUUAAAAGACCUAAUAUUAUAAAGACACCAGUUGUAGCUGAAUUACUUGAAAAAGAAAAUACUCCUAAAGUAUUUUUAAAGCCUAGUAUUAGUAUAGCUCCUGUUGAAUCUAGAAAUUCUUCCCCGAAGAGAAUUAGCAUUAUAAAAGGUAGCGAAUUUCAGCCUGAGAUAGUUAAAUUAGAAAAUCAAUCUUUUCUAGAGAAAUUAGCUGAAGCCAAAGCCGACUCUACUUCUCUUAUAGCUAAACCAGUUUAUUUGAUUCCUCUUAAAUCUAGUAAAAAGGAAGUAGUUCAAAUGCUCAAAGAUGAAAUAGAGUAUAGUGGAAAUAGCGAGGCAGACGAAGGAUAUAUAAUCAAAUUAAAGGAUAAAUCCUCAAAGCUUGAUAUUGAAGAGAUUUUAGAUCCUAAUACAUUACAGCAAAGUGAUUCUUCAGAGACUGAAAGUUAUUCAAAAUAUUUAGAAUUAGAAUAUCCAACAACUAAGGAAGAUCAAAAUAUAAAUGAGAGCAAGAAAUUUAAACUUUUGGAUAGAGAUAAAUAUAUAGCAAAUUACGAAAGUAAAGUAUCAGGAAACAAAGAUAAUAAUUUUAUAUGGGAUCCUGAAGUUAUCUCAUAUGAUUGUGAUACUAAUCAAAUGAGUGAAGUUCUUAGUAAUGAGAUCCCCUCAUCAGAUUUUAUUUCUAAUGAAGAGUCUCAGCUAAACAAGCUGUCAGAUUGUGACAGCUCGUCAUUAUCGUCAGAAGUGAAGGAGUCUAAGAUGCAAAUACCAAUCAAAGGUCAUAUAGAAACACACCCAACUGCAAAGGUUAUCUUUGGCUACUUACUACUUGGCGGAGUCAUAUUAUGUAUAGUUCUUGCAAGUUAUAGUAUAUAUAUAUGUUAA
Messenger RNA from Cryptosporidium muris RN66, 2523 nucleotides. RefSeq lists its product as uncharacterized. Bases 1 to 2523 code for a protein of 840 amino acids. The record is from RefSeq and is a predicted model, not a curated record. Lineage: Eukaryota; Apicomplexa; Conoidasida; Eucoccidiorida; Cryptosporidiidae. The transcript has a single exon.